Gymnodraco acuticeps is the source of this 593-nucleotide messenger RNA. Its product is annotated as zona pellucida sperm-binding protein 2-like. NCBI's taxonomy places the organism in Eukaryota, Metazoa, Chordata, Actinopteri, Perciformes, Bathydraconidae. The coding region runs from base 155 to 562 and encodes 135 amino acids. The record is from RefSeq and is a predicted model, not a curated record. The transcript has 4 exons.
UCUGCAUUAUGUACCUUAAUGUUUAUAUUCCUUAAUAAUUCGGGCCAACAUGUUCUGCUUCACUUAAGACGACUCCUACAGUGCGUUUCACCGCGUUGAGGACGAUCCCAUCACAAAGUACCUACAACAGCCGCUGUAUUUCGAGGUGGAACUGAUGGGAUCUUACAACCCUAAAGUAUCUCUUGAGCUGGCGCACUGCUGGGCGACGCUGGAGGAGGACAAGAUGUCCCUCCCUCAAUGGGACCUCAUUGUUAACGGUUGUGCAAACUCAACGGACCCGCACCCAGUGAUCUUCCACUCUGUUUUGCCUAAGGGCAGAGAUCAUUAUCCUUCCAGCUUCAAGCGGUUUGAGGUCCCGAUGUUUGCCUUUGCUGAAGACAAGGAUAACUUGAACCGCCAGGUCUUUGUCCACUGUGAGGUGGUCAUCUGUGAUGUUAGAAAUCCAGUGGAUGUGCAGUGUUCAGACCAGGACAAGACGAUGAAGGGUCAAAAACUUGCCGUUUCAGAUGACCCUGGUUUCAAAAGCGUGACUUCAGGACCAAUCAUUAUAAUGCGCUCCUAAACAAAGUCCUAAUAAAAUAUUUUAAAAAUAA